CCAAUUCCAACCCAACCAACGCAUUCAUCCAUCCAUCUUCGCCCUUCUCUCCCAUACUACUAUUACUGCUGCUGCUUCUUCUCCGGCGAGGAAGGGGAAGAGGAUCGACUGUCUUUGACUGAAUCGAUCGAUGGCCGCGGCUGCUCCCACCCAGGCUCCGGCUAUGACCCUGCCGCCCGCCAUGGUGGCCUCGUCGCCGAAGCCCGCCGCCGUCGGCGACCGCAAGGUGGUGCCGGUGAUGACCGACGCCGACGAGGUCGUCGUCCAGGUCCAGGUCCAGGCGGAGCUGCACGUGCUCGCCGUCGACGACAGCGUCGUCGACCGCGCCGUCAUCGCCAAGAUCCUCCGCAGCUCCAAGUACAGAGUUACUACCGUGGACUCUGCGACCCGGGCUCUGGAGCUGCUGGGGCUGGGGCUCAUCACGGACGUGAACAUGAUCAUCACCGACUACUGGAUGCCCGGCAUGACGGGGUACGAGCUGCUCAAGCGCGUCAAGGAGUCGUCGGAGCUCCGGGAGAUCCCCGUCGUCAUCAUGUCGUCGGAGAACGUGCCCAACCGCAUCACCCGCUGCCUCGAGGAAGGCGCCGAGGACUUCCUCCUCAAGCCCGUCCGCCCCUCCGACGUCUCCCGCCUCUGCAACCGCAUCCGGUGAUCAUCAACCACCGCGUCGCCCAUCCACGGAGGAGGAUUAAUUCUAAGUAGGAUUUUUCAAUUCUUUUUCUUCGGUGUUCUUUCCCAUGGACAUAGAUCCGCUCGCUGCCGCCUCAAACAACAGCUUAACUUUUUGGGGGUCCUAGGAGAUGAUGAUGAUGAUGAUGAUUAGAUUAGGAUGUUAGUUCGUCCCCUUGUGUGCUCUGCUUCAGAGAUGCCAAGAAACAAAAACCGAAACAGAGUAUUCAUCCAGCCAAAAGAAAGCAAAUCUUCUGAAUGAAUGUUAUUCAGACAACUUUCCCCUCUUGGCUACAUGUCGAAAUGGCAUCAGAUCACAUCAGAGCAGAGCAAACAUGUUGACAGUUUCAUAAUCAGAGUUAGUUUCUUUGGCAUCAA
Molecule: messenger RNA, 1047 nt
Organism: Hordeum vulgare subsp. vulgare (domesticated barley)
Lineage: Eukaryota; Viridiplantae; Streptophyta; Magnoliopsida; Poales; Poaceae
Product: two-component response regulator ORR6-like
Exons: 2
Coding region: 131-652 (173 amino acids)
Biological process (GO): phosphorelay signal transduction system; cytokinin-activated signaling pathway
Source: RefSeq, a predicted model, not a curated record